UUUCCCCCUCCAGCAUCUCACACACACACACACACACUGACAGGUCGAGCGAAACGCGCGCGUGAUUGGAGGUUCAAAGCGUCUCUGCGCGUCAGCCGAGCAGCUCUAAAGGAAGCAAUACAGAGGUUUAAGAGAACAUUUGACCAGAUUUACACUCCUGCUAUGGAGCUCAAGAUGAGUAAAGCAACUCUCACUGCUGUCUUUAUAGCAUUUCUACUGACUUCCAGUGGAGCAAAGCCAAAUGGAAAGAACAAAAAGCCAAAACAAGCUGUGCCAUCAAUAGAAUGUGAUAUGCGGGCUGGGAAGAUCAAUCUCUCAGAGUUUAUUGUUAAGUGUCCAGCUAACUGCAGGGAGACCAAGGAGAAAGUGUAUGGGACAGGUGUAUUUGCCUCCAUAUCCAGUAUCUGCAAUGCUGCCAUUCACAGUGGAGUCAUCACUAACUCUGGAGGAAAGGUAAUUGUGAUGAAGAUGGCAGGACAGGCGAUCUACAAGGGUAGCUUUGCCAACGGUGUCCGCUCUCUAUCCUUACCCAACUGGAGAGAAUCCUUUUCUGUCUCAGUGGGUAAACCAAAGAAGGGGGUGACCUACCCAUCCACUCUGGUCUUUGUACCCUCAAGACCCACCACAGUGAAAACAGGUAAUCUCAAAGACCUACCGUACUCCACAGCGUCACCUGUGACAGAGGCUCAAGAGACGGAUCCGAGCUCUACUACAGCUCCGCCCACAACCACUCAUGUGACCACACCCAUCACCACAUCAGCCAAGCCACGGGUCACCGUUCAUAAAGUCCGCGAGGCAGGCAGCAGUCACCCGUAUUUCAGCUCUGUUGCACGACAGUCACAGAGCACCCAAGGAAAGGGUCCUGCGCAAGCAUUUAGAGGCAGCUCCGUCUAUGCCAAUAGGUUUUCACCCCGCACAAACACAGGUGUGCACAGGCCAGAAACGGGCACCACGAUCCGAAGACAGCCGCAUGUUUCCUCAGCUUCAGCAGCUUUCAGUCGGGUGCAGCCGCAGUCUGAGAGGAACCAGCACACGGCGCAGUCUAAUCCCACACUUGCAAGAAGAGAUUGGCCGCACCCUGCGUACGCACGACCUGAUGGCUUCUCUGGCACCAGAAGACCAACAGCUCUUGACCCAAGGCCUGAUAACACAGAGUAUGAGCACUGGCUGCAUAACUUUGGACAGUAUUCUCCUGCGCCAGAAGAACACAAGCCUCCAUCUGAGACCAGUCAGACCAGAGGUUUCAACGCACGAGGACACGACUCAACAGCCAGAGUUCCUGAACCCAUGUCUCAAGGAGAUCCAAACUGUAAAGUUGAUAUUGCAUUCCUCAUGGAUGGCAGCUGGAGCAUUGGGAAACGCCGUUUUAAGAUUCAGAAAGACUUCCUUGUGGAGGUUUCUCAGGUCAUUAAUGUGGGUGUAGCUGGAGCCAUGAUGGGCAUCAUUCAAUACGGGGAUGAUCCAGUCACAGAAUUCAGUCUAAAACAGUUCUCCAGCUCCAAGGAUCUGAAGCCAGCCAUCAGCAAAAUAGUCCAGAAGGGCGGUCUGUCCAAUGUAGGAAAGGCCCUCUCCUACAUCAACAAGCAUUUCUUCAGUGAUGCUAAUGGGAACAGAGGUGGGGCGCCCAAUGUGGCUGUGGUUCUGGUGGACGGCUGGCCCACUGACAAAGUGGAGGAGGCCUCACGUCUGGCCAGAGAGUCAGGCAUCAACAUCUUCUUUGUCACCAUCGAGGGCCCAGAUGAGAAUGAAAAACAGAACGUGGUGGAGACCAACUUUGUUGACAAGGCUGUGUGCAGAAGCAAUGGCUACUUCUCGCUCCCUAUCAUGAGCUGGUUCGCUUUGCGCAAAGCCGUACAGCCUCUGGUGAAGAGCGUGUGCGACACAGACCGCCUGGUGUGCAGUAAGACCUGCCUUAAUGCCAACGACAUUGCCUUCGUCAUCGACGGCUCCAGCAGCGUGGGAACCGGAAACUGCCGCACCGUGCUCCAGUUCGUCGCAAACGUGACGCAGGAAUUUGAGAUCUCAGACACGGAUACGCGUGUAGGAAUUGUACAGUACACGUACGAACAGAGGCUUGAGUUCGCUUUCGGACAACACAACAACAAAGCUGAUCUGCUGAAUGCUAUCAAGCGUAUAAACUACUGGAGCGGAGGCACCAGCACGGGAGCCGCCAUCACAUUUGCUGCAGAUCAACUGUUCAGCAAAUCCAAACCCAACAAGCGCAAGAUCAUGAUUGUCAUCACGGACGGACGCUCCUACGAUGACGUGCGGGCCCCGGCGCUGGCGGUUCAUCGUAAAGGUGUGAUCGCGUACUCCAUUGGUAUAGCCUGGGCAGCACAGGACGAGCUGGAAUACAUCGCCACCGACCCCGACAGAGACCACUCUUUCUUUGUGGAUGAGUUUGACAACCUCUACAAGUAUGUACCAAAGAUUAUUCACAACAUCUGCAAUGAGUUCAACUCCCAACCACGUAACUGAACCAGGCCUACCGAUGGAAAUUGUGGAAUAUCCCCAAAAAUCCAAGGAGUAAGUGCAUUACCACACAGUUAGAAAUACAGUGUUUUAGCAUACAUUUAGCAUACUGUAGUUAGAAGCCUUACUUUCUGGAUGAAAAGCUUAGAGGACGGCAGCAUGUUUCCAGAUUUUAUUUUUUGCAAUUUAAACAAAAUACAAUGUGAAAAUGGUAAAGAUGGCAGUGGAUGUGUGUUUGGUGAUUUUGGAUUAACGUGUGAUGGACUUCACAGAGUUACAGAUUUUCUGACGUGCACAUCCACAGAGGUAUAAGAGAAAAUACUUGCUUACAGUUUUUGCAUAGAUGGUUUCAGUUAUAGACUAUUUAUAUUUUACAUGCUGAACUCAAGAAUAUUAAAAAUUAUAUAAAUUAACAAUAAUAUCUUUGUUCAUAUUGAAAGCUUAUAGCUAAUUGUCUGCACAAGACAAAGAUGUUAAUAAGUUACAGAGAAUACAACUACAUUUAAAGAAAAAUGGCAAUAUUUCAAAAGCUCAUGUUGUGUGGUUUCUCCUAACAAUUCUAACGGAAUGGUUUCUUUUUCUUGUCAGUUUAAAUUCAUAUAAUGUAAUUUUUGUAUUUGUAUAUAUAAAAAUGCUUGUAUUUUUGU
Messenger RNA from Sinocyclocheilus rhinocerous, 3119 nucleotides. It is a transcript of the gene vit, whose product is annotated as vitrin. Gene Ontology annotation, biological process: positive regulation of cell-substrate adhesion; extracellular matrix organization. Bases 163 to 2478 code for a protein of 771 amino acids. The record is from RefSeq and is a predicted model, not a curated record. NCBI's taxonomy places the organism in Eukaryota, Metazoa, Chordata, Actinopteri, Cypriniformes, Cyprinidae. The transcript is spliced from 21 exons.